CAAUGAAAGAUGAUAAUCUCUAUUCUGGGCUUUGUGGUUGGGCUGGAGUCCACUUCCAGUUCCACGACUACCACCAGUAUGAGGUCUGCCCCUUAUUGUCAGCCAAGUGGAGGAUAUUGUCGGAUGCAUGUGGAUUGCUGCUCGCGAAUGUGCAUUCAAGUGUCAGCGGAGUGUCGCUAGAAUAAAUGCUCGGAUUUUGAUAUAUUAAAACGAUUUAAUAGAGUG
Messenger RNA from Drosophila melanogaster (fruit fly), 225 nucleotides. RefSeq lists its product as uncharacterized. Lineage: Eukaryota; Metazoa; Arthropoda; Insecta; Diptera; Drosophilidae. The transcript has 2 exons. The record is from RefSeq and is marked reviewed. Bases 10 to 180 code for a protein of 56 amino acids.